Hippoglossus stenolepis (Pacific halibut) is the source of this 3806-nucleotide messenger RNA. RefSeq names its product zinc finger protein 205. Lineage: Eukaryota; Metazoa; Chordata; Actinopteri; Pleuronectiformes; Pleuronectidae. The transcript is spliced from 4 exons. The record is from RefSeq and is a predicted model, not a curated record. The coding region runs from base 578 to 2224 and encodes 548 amino acids.
CUCUCUUAUCGCGAGACUUGCACCAUGAUCCCGUCACAGACAACCUGCCUGCCGGAGGACGCAGAAAACUAAUCUGUGAUUGUGAAGCGUUUUCAUGGAUUCAACGUAGACCGGUGAAGACGUGCAGCCACCGACUGUCGAGCCAUCACCGACUUCAGCCUGUAUCCGCUGCAGUAUUUCCAGUAUUUAGCUGGAGUACGACCUUAAACCGGCUAGCAAUAGCUCUAGCUACGCUUCAUUGGGUCUCUUGUUUACACGUUAGCUUCAGCUAAUGCUAGCUAGCGUGCGUCAAAACACUGACCGCGUUGCUUGUUUACAACCUGUUUUCUUUAAACUAGCUUGAAGUAGACCAUGUUUGUAGUAUUAUACUAUGCAGACUGGAUUUCUACCUUGCACCACAUUGAAUGUUAUCACUGUAUACAGCAGUAGAAGCGUUAGCCUGCGAAAUACAAUAAAUAAAGCUUUAUUGAUAUAGAGACUAUCAGGUGUGAGCCAACAGGAGAUUGGAUUUUAAAUGAAAGACAAUGGCCGAAAUAAAGCGUAGAUAUGUCGUAGCUUCUCAGCAUGGCAGCAUCUGAUGGCAGCUCUUAGGUGCCAGGGCAGAGGAGCAUUCAGCGGCGGCCACAUCGCUCCCCGGCGGCUGCCUGCGGAGGCCGAGCGCAGAGGUAAACAGCGCGGUGACUCGGUCGUUGGCAUCAAAGCUCCACCGGUGAAACUGCGGGCGAUGGAGUCGGUCAGGAGCGCCUUCCACGCCCAGCUGGCCACCGUCAUGGACUCCCUGCUGGCCGCCGCCGUGUGCGAGAUCGCCAAGAUCUUCGAGGGCAGCCUGUGCGAGCAGCAGGCGGAGCUGGUGCAGAAGACCGAGGAGAUCUCCAUCCUCCGAGGCAAGCUGGAGAAGGUGGAGAGGAGGCAGCGGGCGAAGAGCGGGGAAGGGGAGAUGCCACCGGCGGAGAGAGAGGGCAGCAUGAGGCAGCAGACCCCGACAGGAUCAGGACUUAAUGUGGGGAAGGAUGUGACUUCUCACCCAGACCCAGUAGAAGGGCUCAGUCAGAGCCUCAGUGGACUGAAAGAGGAGGUGACAGGCCAGGAUGGAGCUUCAGUAAAACAUGAGCGUGCUGGUUCACGGCCUAACCUGGGGUCUGUCGCAGUUCAAACUGCAGAGGGAAGCCUUGCUGCUGGGGACCAGAGGCAGAUAGAUACUUUGUCUAUCACACAAGCCAAGUCCAAAUUGUCUCAUUGGGACCAGGGCAGUCGCAGUGCAGACCACAGACCCCUUCAGGAUCAAGCCUCCACCGCGUUUCUCUCCAUCUCCCAGAGUGGACGUUGUUCUCCUAGGCCUGACCCAGGCUUAGCUCAACCAGGGGAUUGGUUACCAGCAUUGGAGGCCGCUCGAGUUAGGAUGUCCGGUCUAGAGAAUCUGCAGGCAGAUGGCACCAGCUGCCCUGGGCCAGCUAGCAGCAGCACUGGCACAGACGCAUCCUGCUUCCGACCUGGAUUUGGCUCUGACGAGACCAGCAAUGAAGGUGACAAUAGUUCUUUCCCUUUCCUGGACCAGGAGGCUGAGAACCAGGACUCCAGUCAGAACUCCGUGCAGGGUCAGGGUGUCGGGCAGAGGGAGGCUCAGCAGGAUCAACCCCAAGCUCCCACUGGCGAAUCACCAUGGAGACUCAGAGAUGACCGGGGUGGGAGAGGCACCAUCAAUCAUACACGGCGAGUUACAGCAUUGGGCAGCAGAGACCCUCUAAGACCACAGUCCAACUCGCAGUCGCUCACAUUACGGCACACAAAUGCCCUCAGCCACCCUCCGGCUCCUGGUGGAGGGAAUGGACGACCUUACACAUGUCCAUACUGUGCCAAGUGUUUUACAUACCCCUCCCACCAGCGCAGACACCUUUUGCGCCACACGGGGGUCCGACUGCAUCCCUGUCAGUUUUGUGAAAAGAGCUUCCUCACUCCCUCCGAGCUGACGGUUCACACUCGCACACAUACAGGGGAGCGGCCUUUUGGCUGCGCUCAGUGUGGUAAACGUUUUGCCCGCAGCGGGAACUUGAGGGCCCACCAACGGGAUGUUCACAUGGGGAAGAGGCCCUUCGCUUGCACAGAGUGUGGGAAGAGAUUUGCUCACAGGGGGAACCUGAGGGUGCACAAUCACAGAGUCCACCAAGGAGAUCCCUACUACAUGGAAGACCAGCAGGAGCCUGACAUAGGCCAGAAUCCCAUCUGAGAAGAUAAAAAAAAAAAGAUGGUUCUGCACUUUAAUUUUGUGGUCAAACCCGAGGAGCUUAUUUCAGGGCUGCCGAUUGAGUCCCGCCUGAAUUUAUCAAUGAACACCUUUUUUUUUAAAUAUAUUUUUUAUUUUUUAUUUGUUGUGGCGCAACUAUAAAAUGAAGUCCGCCAUUAGGUUUUGUUAUAAAUGAAGUAUGAGAUCAAAUAGAUUUGAUUUCUGCUUUCAUUUUAUCUUUAAUGAUGAUUCAAGUCAGAGUUAAGGGUCACACUAAGAAGGAAACACUUUGUUUUUACUGUAUUAUUGACUGGCUAUAAUAAGCAACAGUAUUAGCUGUUUUUGUACAAAAAUAAUCUCCAGGUUGACCCAUUCUUCCAAUGGUUUUCCUCCCUGUCAGUCACUGAAGAAAUUCAAUCACCAUUUCAUUACUCUAGAUGAGAGAAGUACCCAGUUUUUAAUGAAGCCAGUAAAAAAGGCUAGUUGAUAUUAGAUUUAGACAUGUAGCAUGCAACAUUGUGCUUAUCUACUGCCCAUUUCCUCAAACAUAUUUACACUGUGCUUAAAAUACAAAUGUUAUUGCAAAAAGUACAUAACUGUGUUGUUAAAGGACUUUGCUUUUAUUUUCAUCCUGUCUUUGCAAAGUGAAAUUAAAUAAUAUACUCAUGUAAAAAACGGUUUGUUCUCCUCAACUUGAAACAAUGCAUUCAAAUAAUCUAAUAUUGUUGCACUGCUGAUUGUCAGACACCAGGGGGCAGUGUGAACAUGCAAACGAGUUGUAGAAAUAGUUAUGGAUAUCAUUGCACAUAGCUAGAAGCCCUUCACCGCAUGUUUGACAGUCUGCCCUAUAGUUUCCCAUUUUUCACUCAACGUUUGCACUUGUGUCAUCAUACCCUCGCUCAAUUGGAUGCAUGUGAUUAAAAUGCUAAGUCAAAGUGUGGGUAUAUAAGACCCUGGGCUCUUGUGUUUGCCUCUAAAAUGACACACAUUUCUCUCCUGCAGUUUGUAUUGACGUGUGUUUGUAAAACCAACUGCAGUUUCAGCAAAAUCCUUUAAUAGCAGCAUGAUGUUUUUACAUUAGUCGUUCAUCCUUAAAGGAGAGGUUCACAUUUGUUCAAGCCUGCCUUAAGACAAUGCUCAUGUGAACUCAUGUACAUUAAGUCAUCUGUCCCGUUAAUUGUUCCUCCUUGAAACAUUCCUUCCUAAAGUGAGUUUAUUGCAGGUUAAUAUCCAAUGUACUAGUUCUGUGUAAAAAUAUCAAUAUAUAAUAUCAGUACAGCAGAAGCUCAUAUGUGGCUUUUGCAGUCUGAGGAAUAGGCGGCCCAAGUGGGCAUCUAGGUUUUUAGAAUGAAAUUCCCUUGUGUUAUUAUCACUUUACUGCAGCAUAAUACACCGGAUACACAAAGUUGGAUUUUGUACUCCUGUCUGCUGGAUCAACAAUAUAUCACAUUUGUUUAAAAAGAAGAGGUCCGCAAAACUUAAAAGCUCCUGUCAAAGAUCCUGUUUUAUUUGCCGUAGCGAUGUUUCAUGACUCUUCCUAAAAUUGAGAAAAAAAGUAAACGAUUAAAAGACUGAUUUACACAAA